Molecule: messenger RNA, 1666 nt
Organism: Durio zibethinus
Lineage: Eukaryota; Viridiplantae; Streptophyta; Magnoliopsida; Malvales; Malvaceae
Product: glyceraldehyde-3-phosphate dehydrogenase, cytosolic-like
Biological process (GO): glucose metabolic process; glycolytic process
Cellular component (GO): cytosol
Molecular function (GO): glyceraldehyde-3-phosphate dehydrogenase (NAD+) (phosphorylating) activity; NADP binding; NAD binding
Source: RefSeq, a predicted model, not a curated record
AAUUAUGGGACGGCUCUAAACUGGACACGUCACGAACUCUCCACUCAAGACCCGCCAUUUUCUGGUUUCCCGCUUUACUUUUUCCCUUUAAAAUCUCACUUUUCACCGAAUAAACUUAAUUUACACCAUUUCUGUCUCCCACUAAUCUACUCCUCAGCUUCGAUCAACUUUCUUUAUCUGUUCUAUCACUGUGUACACUCAUGGUCAAGGUGAAGAUCGGAAUCAACGGGUUCGGUAGGAUCGGUAGAUUGGUGGCUAGAGUUGCUUUGCAGAGGGACGAUGUUGAACUCGUCGCUGUUAACGAUCCUUUUAUCACUACUGAUUACAUGACGUAUAUGUCUAAGUACGACAGUGUUCAUGGGGCAUGGAAGCAGCACGACCUCAAAGUCAAGGAUUCAAACACCCUUCUCUUUGGCGAGAAGCCAGUUACUGUUUUUGGUAUUAAGAACCCAGAGGAGAUUCCAUGGGGUGAGGCUGGAGCUGAAUACAUUGUUGAAUCAACUGGAGUGUUCACUGAAAAAGAUAAGGCUGCUGCCCACUUGAAGGGUGGUGCUAAGAAAGUAAUCAUCUCAGCCCCUAGCAAGGAUGCUCCCAUGUUUGUUGUGGGUGUCAAUGAGAAGGAAUACAAGCCAAAAUAUGACAUCAUUUCCAACGCUAGCUGCACUACUAACUGCCUUGCACCCCUCGCUAAGGUCAUUCAUGACAAAUUCGGCAUUGUUGAGGGUCUUAUGACAACUGUUCAUUCAAUUACUGCUACACAAAAAACUGUGGAUGGUCCAUCAAUGAAGGACUGGAGAGGAGGAAGAGCUGCUUCAUUUAACAUCAUUCCUAGCAGCACUGGAGCUGCUAAGGCUGUUGGAAAGGUGCUGCCUGCCUUGAACGGAAAAUUAACUGGGAUGGCUUUCCGUGUUCCCACUGUUGAUGUUUCAGUGGUUGACCUCACAGUAAGACUGGAGAAGCCAGCCUCUUAUGAUGAAAUCAAAGCUGCUAUCAAGGAAGCAUCUGAAGGAGAACUGAAAGGAAUCCUGGGUUACACUGAAGAAGAUUUGGUUUCCACCGACUUCGUUGGUGACAGCAGGUCUAGCAUCUUUGAUGCAAAAGCUGGAAUUGCUCUGAAUGAAAAGUUUGCCAAGCUUAUCUCGUGGUAUGACAAUGAGUGGGGCUACAGUUGCCGUGUUGUUGACCUGAUUAUCCACAUGGACCGCGUCUCAAAAGCUUAGAGAGUUGCUUGGGUAUUGUCUCGGCUACUAUAUUCUUCCCAUGUUCCGUAUCUAUAGUGGAGGCAAUGAGUUGAAAAUAAACCUUGUUUUCAGACAAUGUCAAUAGCUUUUACCGCUAUCUAGUUUGAGUGAAGCUAUAUCCUGGUUUCACGUUUGUUCUUCGAAAUUGCCUUAUACUUGCUGCUAGUAUAUUUUGCUAAGCUAGUUUGAAUACGAUCUCUCUGUCUCCUGCAUACACGCACAUAACUUAAAGAACUCUUGUAAGUAGUGAAUUUUCAGAGUUAAGUUUGAUUUUAUUGUAAUUUAAUGGCUCGAAGCCCGAAGGAUCUCCCCAAAAAAGUUGCAUUUGUCAUGAGUCUUGUGGCUUUGGUUCAUAUUUCAAAACACUUCUACUUGUCUCUAACUUUCUACAGAACUGUCCUUCUUCAUACACGAAAAAGGUAAUC